AUGACUCAUUCAAAAACUAAAAAUCAGUCAAUUAAAGUAACUGUCAUUCACUCACAUAUUGGAGGGAAGUCCUUUUGGAAGGAUUUGAAUAAAAACUGGAAAAAAUAUGGAGAAACAAAAAUUAAGUUGUCUGUAAAAUUUAUAAAAGAAGAAAUUACACUCAAGGAAUUACAAAAACAAAAUCCUGAUAUCAUUGUUUGUAGUGAUACAGCUGGAUCUCCUUCUUCAUUCUCAGCAAACGAAAUCAUUGCAUUAGAAACUUUUUUAAAAAAUAGUGGUUGCAAACAUUUAUUAGGAACUUAUGCCCUAUUUCAACACCUUGAACAAAGAACAAAUGGAUAUGACAAUAGAAAAAUUUGUCAUCUUUUUGGUAUUAAUCCUACAAUGAAAUUCGGAACUAUAAAUCUUGAGCAGUCAAUAUCUUAUUGUCCAACGAGUCCAGGCAAGGGUGUUCUUUGGAAUAAUAUUGAAUUGCCCUAUGUGAGUGAAGGAUAUUGUCAUAGUCAAGUACCUUUUUCAUUGAGUUGGUUCAACGAUGAAGGUAAAUUUAUUGGUGGAAAAGAUGUUACUGUUUUAGCACGAAAUGAACAAGGGACUGCUGUAAUUUUGUAUUAUUCGACUAAAACGUACUCUGCUGUUUAUAUCUCGACAAUGCCAGAAUUCAAUACACUUCAAACAAAGGUGGAUUCUCAAUUCAUCUACAAUUGUUUCUUGUUUUUAGUAAAUACAAACCCAACCUUAUCUUUACAGUCUUUGUGUAUACAUCAAGUAAAAAGACUACACAUAAAAGUAAUCUUAUCUCAAUUUCCACCACAGCUCUUUCCAUCGAUCCAAGAACUUAUUUUAAAGAGAAAGAAAUUAAAAAGAAUUGUCACAAAAAAAUAA
This is a messenger RNA of Entamoeba dispar SAW760, 885 nucleotides long. RefSeq lists its product as uncharacterized. NCBI's taxonomy places the organism in Eukaryota, Evosea, Mastigamoebida, Endamoebidae. The record is from RefSeq and is a predicted model, not a curated record. The transcript has a single exon. Bases 1 to 885 code for a protein of 294 amino acids.